GUCAACUAACACAUUCGCUCUUGACAAAUGACAGCUGCCUGAGAGAGAGAGAGAGAGAGAGAGAGAGAGAGAGAGAGAGAGAGAGAGAGAGAGAGAGAGAGAAUAGGAGAGAGGAGAGACCCUUCCCGAUCGCAUCUCUCAACUGGAUUCUUCGCGGCGGCCGUUGAUGUCUUCUGGCUCCAAAGGUUCUGAAGAUCAUGUCUCGAAAGGCGCCGCCGCUAUCGCCACAUCGCCGAGUGACAGGGAGGUCCAGUAUUCCGGCUGGGUUUAUCACUUGGGAGUCAACUCUAUCGGCCGCGAGUACUUCCAUCUCCGCUUCCUCUGCCUCAGGGGCAACUUGGUCCUCAUGUACAAGAGGGAUCCACACGAUGACCCUGGCAUUAAACCUAUCAGGAAAGGCUUUGUUAGCCAUUCACUCAUGAUCGAGGAACUCGGGCGUAAGGAAGUCAAUUCUGGGGAAUUUUUUGCAAUCAGGUUUUAUAAUCGUUUGGAUGAGAUGAAAAAAGGAGAAAUUGCUUGUGCUACUGCUGGAGAGGCGCGCAAAUGGAUGGAGGCAUUUGAUCAGGCCAAGCAACUUGCAGCAAAUGAUAUUCUAAAAGCAUCACACUGGCGUAAGCUAUCGAUUGACAGCGAGCUCAAUUUUGAAGGCCAUCGGCCCCGAGUAAGGCAAUAUGCACGUGAUUUGAAAAGGCUUAUAAGAAUAGGAAAAGGCCCAGAGACGCUUCUUCAGAAGACUUCUGAACUGGGGGGUCAUUUGAAGGCAGAUAGAUAUCUUGAAGGUGAAGAAGAAGAUGCCAUGGAAGCACAUAAGUGGAGAUGUGUUUGUACUACAAACGGUAUCAGAGUAUUCGAGGAAGCCAAGGAUUUGAAGAGCGGCAAAGAUUUUCUCCUCAAGUCUGUGGGUGUUAUUGAUGCAAGUGUGGAUACUGUGUUUGAAGUCAUUCUCAGCCUGGAUAGACAUAAGAGAUACGAGUGGGAUAUGUUUACAGGUGACUUGGAACUUCUAGAAUCAGUUGAUGGGCAUUAUGACGUUGUUUAUGGAAUCUAUGAUCCUAAGCUCUUAACGUGGUCCUCCUCGAGAAAAGAUUUCGUCUUCUCCAGGCAGUGGUUCCGUGGGCAAGAUGGGGAAUAUACCAUUUUACAAUUUCCAGCUGUUCACAAGAAACAACCUCCAAGACCUGGCUAUCAACGUAUCAAUCUUAAUCCUUCUAUUUGGGAAAUCAGAAAGCUGAAAACUGCCGACUCUGCAACUUCCAAAUGCCUUGUGACGAGGAUAUUGGAAGUUCAUUCAACUAUUUGGGAUAGAUUGAAGAAGCGAUAUACCUCACAUUUUGAGAAGACCAUUCCUUAUGCUUUACUUUGUCAAGUUGGAGGGUUAAGAGAAUAUUUUGUUGCAAAUCCUUCACUGGCUCUCGACUCUUCCUCCACAGUUGAGCAUUCCAAUAUUUUUUAUGCCUCUUCCACCGCUUCUUUGGAACCUGUGGAUUCAGAAAUUAAUGAUGAGUUCUAUGAUGCAAUUGCUUUUGAUGGCCCCCUAGAAGAUGAGGACAGUGAAAGUGAUGAUGAAGAGUUUUCCAAGGCUGGAAAAGUGAAAUUGAAGAACGUUUCUUGGGCUAUUGCUAGUUUGGCUUUAAUGAAAAGUGCAGAAACAGGGGAGAUAAAUGAACUGGACACUACCUAUCCUCCUGUUACCAUAAAUCCAAGUCAAUUCCAUGGUUCACUACUUCAAGGGAAAGGGGAAGCUGACACCAACUGCUGGACUAAGCCUAGUGAACCAGGAUUUAUGAUAAGGGGGAAGUCUUACUUAAAAGAUUGCUCUAAGGUUCCGGGGGGAGAUCCUCUUCUAAAGCUUUUAGCAGUUGAUUGGCUGAGUGCAGAAACUUCCAUUGACAAAGUUGCGCAUCAUCCCAACCGUCUAGUUCAGUCAGAAGGUGGAAAAAAGCUCCCAUUCAUUCUUGUGAUAAACUUGGAGAUCCCUGCGAAGCCAUUUUACAGUUUGGUUCUGUAUUAUGGUGCUGAGAGACCCAUAAAUAAACAGUCACUAUUGGGAAGAUUUGUUGAAGGAAGUGAUGUGUUUCGAGAUUCAAGAUUUAAACUUAUACCAAGCAUUGUGGAGGGGUAUUGGAUGGUUAAACGUGCAGUCGGCACUAAGGCCUGUCUUCUAGGGAAGGCAGUCACAUGCAGAUACCUUCGCGAGGAUAACUUUCUAGAGAUAGACGUCGACAUUGGCUCUUCAUCAGUCGCCAGACAUAUCAUGGGUUUAGUUCUUGGAUAUGUCACUGGCAUUGUUGUUGAUCUAGCAAUUCUAAUCGAGGCCAAGGAAGAAAAUGAACUUCCUGAAUUUAUUUUGGGGGCAGUUCGCUUAAACCGACUGAGGCUGGACUCUGCGGUGCCAAAUCCUUAAAUCUCUACUGCUCUUAAAUAAAAUAUUAUUGCCCUAAGAAUUCUUAUGAAUGAAUGCUCAAUUUAUUUCAAAAGAGUAAGCAAAUAAAUCGUAUUGGUGUUUUAUAUUAACUAUUCUUUUCAAUGAAUUGAUUAUUUAUGGAUAUACCCAAUACUAAGAUGGUUAGAAUUUGCUGUCUGUAUAUCAAGGCCUUGUCUGUAGAGUAAUGAUUACAUUUACUCUAUCAUGAUCUGACAUUGCAUAUUUGGAUCAUGAAAACAGGUUUGUGAUGUUGAUGAAGAUUGUUGUGUCAUUUCCUGAUACUGGUGCAAUCUUUGAUAUUUUAGAGCUGUUUAUGUUAAUGAAAAC
Molecule: messenger RNA, 2752 nt
Organism: Phalaenopsis equestris
Lineage: Eukaryota; Viridiplantae; Streptophyta; Magnoliopsida; Asparagales; Orchidaceae
Product: protein ENHANCED DISEASE RESISTANCE 2
Exons: 22
Coding region: 167-2404 (745 amino acids)
Molecular function (GO): lipid binding
Source: RefSeq, a predicted model, not a curated record